AUGCAGGUGGCAGAGGGCUGUUCUUUUUCUUUUCCCCAGUGUGGUGCUGAUUCUCUGGGUUGCGACCGUUUGGGUUGUUUUAACCUCAGUAUAAGAGGGCAUGGGGAAUGCGUGGAGUAUGUGAAGAGCUUCAACAUCCCCUUACUGGUACUGGGAGGAGGCGGUUACACAGUCCGCAAUGUGGCACGGUGCUGGACUUAUGAAACAUCGUUGCUUGUAGAUGAAGCAAUUAGUGAAGAGCUCCCGUACAGUGAGUACUUCGAAUACUUCGCUCCAGACUUCACCCUUCACCCUGAUGUCAGUACGAGGAUUGAAAAUCAGAACUCGAGGCAGUACUUGGAUCAGAUCAGGCAGACGAUAUUUGAGAAUCUGAAGAUGUUGAACCAUGCUCCCAGCGUGCAGAUCCACGAUGUCCCUUCUGACUUGCUCAGCUACGAUCGCACAGAUGAGCCUGAUCCAGAGGAAAGAGGCUCUGAGGAAAACUACAGCAGGCCUGAAGCUGCCAACGAGUUUUAUGAUGGUGACCAUGAUAACGACAAAGAGAGCGAUGUCGAGAUCUGAGGGCUCUGGUGUGGGACUCUGGACUGCGGGGGGGACCCACGUUGAUGCUUGGUGCAGUUAACUGGGCUGCACAGGUGCCAGCGAGCCCUCCCUUUGUAUUUGGUUGCAAGCGGUGGCAGCAGAAACAGCACCACUGCAGACUUCUGCUGUCUGCAAGGCAGAGAGCAGUGAAAUGUGUUCCUUACUUUCCACCACACGUCACGGUUCCAACUGUCACCGCUCGGGGAAAUGGAAACUCAAGUAGUGCUCAGAUCUGUGCUGUGUGCCGGCUGGCAGCCAUGCAGCUGCUGAGCCCGACCUGCACCGGCCCAGUCAGCUCCUGUAACUCCGUGUGGGCUUCUGCCAGAAGGUGGGAGCUGGAGCUUGUGCCUCAACCUCUGCCUCUCGUCAGCAACACACCUGCCGCAUCCCAGUCUCCCCAGCCCUCUGCUCAGGUACCCAGUCAGUUGUCCUCUGAAGCCUACGCUGAGGCUUGCUUCCCGAUCCCCUUUCUGACCAUCUGAUGCUCCACAGCUCAAGGAAAACCGUUCAAGAAGACAAGGCCAGUUCUGGGGUAGGGGUCAGGAGCGUGACUGGAGCAGGGAGCAGCUUGCUGGAGCAAGGUGGAAGAAUGUAUGCAGAGCGUAGUCUUGUUUGUUUCCCCCUGUACUCAGUUUUGCGUUCACAAAUGAGUACUGCAACACUUUGCCAAGCUGGACCUAACCCCCACAUUUUCCUCAUUCUGUGAGAGGCUAAAAUCACUGCGGAACAGCAGUUUGGUUGCCAAGGUCAGUACAUGGUGCGUCUUGCAUCUCCAACGCAGCUUCCAGCUGUUUUCCAAAUUCACGUGUGGCCCUUCUGUGUGUUUGCAAGAGAUGUGGAACCCAAGCCACUCCCUUGUGGCUGCCCAGGAGAUGUCACUCUGCUCAUGGGUGAGGGAAGCUGCCUACUGCAGGUCCUGUCGUCUUGCCUUCACACAGCAGAGGUUUCCUAAAUCCCAGACUGCUGCUGCUCCUUCUCCCGUGUUGUCACCUGGUCCUGUCGUGGUUUGGAGGGUGCUGUUUGGGGAGAGGGGACGGGUUUAGCCUCUUAUUGUGCAUACUGUUGUUUGUUUACUGAUGUCUUUAAACAUUAAAUGAAGAGGCAGUAUUUUUCUUA
Messenger RNA from Anas platyrhynchos (mallard), 1698 nucleotides. NCBI's taxonomy places the organism in Eukaryota, Metazoa, Chordata, Aves, Anseriformes, Anatidae. The record is from RefSeq and is a predicted model, not a curated record.